GAAAUCUUAGCCUCUUUUGUUCAAUCAAUCAACGAACUGUGUUCUCUCCGCUGAUCCCUGCGUCUCGUUACCAGCGUCUUCGAUUUUCCUCUUCUCAGGAUAGGUAGGUAUUCUUAUCUGCUGUUUGUGCUCAGCUGAUCAAAGAACUUUUUCUUAGCUUCUUGGAGCUGUAAAUCUGGAAUUAGCAUUUCAACUAUGGCGCUUUAUGGAACUUCGUUAUCCUUCAAUGGACUUUCUUCUACUAUCAAGGAGUUUAAAUUUUUGCCUGGUUCAUUCAUCGGUAGCUUUCAGAAGUUACGUCAUGUUCAUCUGCCUUCAUUUACCCCAAACAGUUUAGUUUUUGACAAAAAUUUUGGAAGAGGAGACCAAGUGUGUCUUUUGCAUGGUCAAUGUCUCAAUUUGCAAAUGGGGAGACUCAGGAGACGACAGGGAGUAAAAAGUGAAGACUCAGAGGGCAUAUUGAGUAGUGAGAGCAUUGCAUUGGAUGAACAGACUUUGGAGGAGGAGUUACAGAAUGCUAUUGCUGAAGAGAACUAUACUAAAGCAGCAGAAAUAAGGGAUACUCUCAAAAACCUUCAGAAAGAUAGCAAGACAACAGUAUUUGGGGCAAACAGCCGGUUUUAUGAUUCAUUCAGGAAUGGAGAUCUUGCAUCCAUGCAAGCCCUGUGGGCAAAAAGGGAUGAGGUAUGCUGUGUACACCCUGGUUUGAAAGGAAUAUCUGGGUAUGAUGAUGUUAUUGAGAGCUGGAAUUUUGUAUGGGCUAACUAUGAAUUUCCACUAGAAAUUAAACUAGAAGACAUUAAGGUUCAUGCUAGAGGGGAUAUGGGGUAUGUUACUUGCAUGGAAUUUGUAAAGACGAAAGGAGGCAGAUGGGGAGGACAGUUUGUAACGAAUGUGUUCGAGAGGAUUGAUGGUCAGUGGUUUAUUUGUAUCCAUCAUGCUUCCCCAGUAGACUUAUGAAUACAUCAAUCUUUUCAGUAUAGACAGACAGUUUGCUCGCUCUUCUUCGUCGAUCCUUCUCACUUUCUAUGCCUGUAUGGCUGUAUCCAAGUUUGUUUUGUGUUGUGCUGAAGCUUCAUCCAUAUCUAAAGAUUCUCUGAAGUUACAUGACAACUUGACUGUACAAAUGAUCUGUAGUAGCUGUGAUAUUUGGAUUACUGAAUUUAUGAUGAAGAACCUCCUUCCUCAGGCAAAGCAAUGAUAAUGCUUCGGAUUUAUCUAGUCCAAACUUUGGUGGUUAAACCCUAGAAUGUUGAGAUAUAAACUCGGAAGUAAAAAUAGUUUACCCAUGUACCCAGAAAUAAAAAAGUUUACUCUGGUAUCCGGGCCUUAAUGAUAACUUGUUGCAAAAUAACUAGAUGUCCUGCCACCUCACAACAAUCUCCUUAUCUAGUUUAUUUUUUCUGAGAGUUACAAUGUUAGCACAUGCACCCAUCACUUGUACCUCUGAACACAUGGAAGUAUUUUAAGUAUUACUGGACUUGUCAUGAA
Messenger RNA from Gastrolobium bilobum, 1491 nucleotides. RefSeq lists its product as uncharacterized. Bases 196 to 960 code for a protein of 254 amino acids. Lineage: Eukaryota; Viridiplantae; Streptophyta; Magnoliopsida; Fabales; Fabaceae. Gene Ontology annotation, molecular function: protein binding. The record is from RefSeq and is a predicted model, not a curated record. The transcript is spliced from 4 exons.